Messenger RNA from Oppia nitens, 2317 nucleotides. Its product is annotated as BTB/POZ domain-containing protein KCTD3-like. The coding region runs from base 335 to 2293 and encodes 652 amino acids. Gene Ontology annotation, molecular function: protein binding. The transcript is spliced from 3 exons. Lineage: Eukaryota; Metazoa; Arthropoda; Arachnida; Sarcoptiformes; Oppiidae. The record is from RefSeq and is a predicted model, not a curated record. Gene Ontology annotation, biological process: protein homooligomerization.
UCAAUCAAUCAGACAAACAAACUGUUUGUUUGUUUAUAUUGUAUUUAUUGUGUUUUGUUUUUACAAUUUAGUUAAAUAUUAAUCAAUUGAUUCAUAAGUGAAAGACAACUAAACAAACAAUCGAUACGACAGAAGACCGAAGACAUAUCAGUCCUAUAUAUUCCUCCUCAGCGACGGACAGACAGAGAUGUUUUGUUUACAAUUUAGUUAAUAAUAAUAAACAAAACAAAAAUCAAUUCAUAAGUGAAAAGACAACUAAACUAUCAAUCGAUAGGGAAGACAGAAGACAUAUCAGUCCUAUUCCUCAUCAGCGACGGACACACAGACAGACAUAAUGUCGGCAAUGAAGAAGUGUUUAAGUCAUUCAUAUCUCUAUCAGAAACAAUACAACAACACCGCCGCCACCGCCUCCUCGGCAGCCGAUGAAGAGAUAAUCAGUUUGAAUGUCGGCGGCAAACGAUUCAGUACAUCCCGCCAGACGUUGACAUCAAUCGGCGAUACAUUUUUCACGGCAUUACUAUCCGGUCGGAUAUCAUCGCUACGGGACUCGUCGGGUGCCAUAUUUGUCGACAGAGAUCCGAAAUUGUUUGCCAUAAUUCUGCACUAUUUGCGUACCCGUCAGCUGUACGACAUCGGCGACGGCAGUAAUCUGGAUAUGCUAUUACAUGAAUCCGAGUUUUACGGUAUAACACCAUUGGUACGGCGGCUACAAUUGUGUGACCAACUCUACCGUAAGCCAACCUGUGGCGGUGAUCUACUGUUUCAGUCGCAUAUCAAACGCCGUACGGGUGAUGGCGAUUGCGGCGGCGCUACCGCUGCUGCUGCUGGUGGUGGUAGUGGUGAACCUGUACGACAAGUGGUCGCCCAUCACAAUGCCAUAGCCGUAGCCCAUAGUCGUGUGGUUACCUGUUAUCGACUGAAAGAUACAAUGGGCUGGCAAUUGGUUUUUGAAUCGGAACCGAUUGACAGUACUAUCGCUGAGAUUGCUUUCUACUAUAAUUGCGGUGUUGCCGGACUAACCGGACCGAAGCUAAUGUUGGCCAUCAAAGAUCAACGAUCUAUAAUCAGAUUGUGGUCUAUCAAUGUAUCUCAUUAUAAUAAUAAUAAUAAUAACAAUAAUAAUAGUAAUAGUAAUGAUAGCACCGGUAGUUCAAAUACUUGUAGCAACAAUACAUCACAAAAGCAAGAGAUCGGACGCUUUCAUCUCAAUAAUUGUCACAUAAACUCCAUGUUCUUCAUCGGCUCUCAAUUGGUGGCUUUGGGUAAUGAAAGAGGAAGAGUCGGUGUCUGGCAUUCGUCAUCUCAGCACUGGUUAGUACAAGACCUGAAACAAGGAACCACUGAUGCGUCGGCAAUAACCGCCUACGAUAAGGCCGGUUGUAAUUUUCUACUAUUGGGUUCGGGUUUGGGAUCUAUCUAUUUGAUUGAUAUGCAAAAGUUUCCGUUGCGUAUGAAAGACGGCGAUCUACUAAUCAAUGAACUAUACGAAGAUCCCGAAGGCGAAGAAAUAACUGCCAUAUCUUGUUAUUUGACGCGAACGCCGAAAACCAAUGGCAAUUGGGUUGAGAUUGCCUACGGAACUAAAGGUGGUACCGUACGUGUGUUAGUCCAACAUCCGGAAACUGUUGGUCACGGACCGCAACUGUUCCAGACGUUUAAAGUACACCUAACGGGUAUCGAACGGAUAAUGUUGAGCGAAAAAUAUCUGAUCAGUGUAUGCAACGCAAUGCACGUACGCACGUGGACACUGACCAGAUUUCGGGGACGUAUAUCUACACAACCGGGUUCAACACCGCACGCGUCGUUUCGUAUUAUUCGGUUCGAUGAGGAUGUCAUCGACGACGACACCGAUGAAGACAGAGGGCAGUCAAUGGCGGUAUCGAUUAGUGCCGGUAGUAGUAGUGAUACCAAUCGAAGCUCCUGUUGUUUGACAACAACAACAACUGCCGUUACCUGCGAUGUCGGUCCGUUCGGCGAUCAGGACGACGGCGACAAACAGGUAUUCAUCGAACGGUUCCGAACGCAGACUGAUUCGGCUAACGUUCUGAUGGCUUCAAAUGGCCACAAGAUCUGUACACUGCGUUCGGUAGACGACUCACUCAUUACAGCCUACUGUGUCCACGAAUGCGAAGCCGUAGCAAUGGGUAACCGAUCGCGACGUUAUAUACUAACCGGUCAUUCCAAUGGUGACCUACAAGUGUGGGAUCUGACCACUGCUCUUGAUUUGGCCGCCAAAUCGGGUCCACCCGACGGCAUCACAAAACAAUUGUUGUUAAACGAGUUGUUAAAGUAAUAGUUAGUUAGUAGUUAUAUAUAC